CCCUGAUAACUCAAUCCCGUCGCCUAUCAGGGACUCACCAGGGGACUUACAGUUCCCCAGUUUCCAGUUCUCGAGUGAUGAUUUUGACCGAAUCAAACCAAGACAUCGGAACCUGGCGCACGCCUCGACGGCCUGGUUACACGACGCCGUUUGAAUUCGCAGUGGUCUCCAACUCGUAACUUGCCGCAAGGGAAAACACCCCCGAGACCCAAACGGUUUCAAGCAAGAUCAGCGCCGCUUCGCCAAUCAUUGCCAUUUGGCCCCUGGGAACGGGACGGCUAUUGUUGGACUCAACCACGCCGUUGUUGGGUUGCAUAUGCUGAUGACAUCAUGGCUCGAUGAAUUCUGAUAACCAGCACCACGCGCACAGCAUCCAUCAGUCUUGUUUGUAUGUAGAGUAUAGGCUGUACUUGGACGAGACAUGAAACCAAGCUCUGAGCCUGGGAGAUAGCGACCAUGCACACCACGAGCGUGGGUCUGGCCGUGACGCCGACCAUCUUGUCCACUCUUUUUUCACAUUAUCUCAACCGGAAACCACGCGCCCACAAGCCCACCGCGCAUCUGUCCUAUGACGAGGGCCUCCAUCUCAUCCGCUCAUUUCUGGUCCAUGCCUCGCAUCACACCGUCGAGGAACUGCAAGCCUUCACAAGCCAGUGGGUGCCACAUCCCCAAUGGGUACGGGUCGGCCCUGUCGAGAUUCCAGAGAAGGACCUUCUGCAGGCAGCCGACCUCCUCAUCGAGCAGCUGGGCCUGGACGGUAUCCGCCAGGUCGGCGGCACGCGGUGGUGGCAAUGGCGCAAGCCGAAGAGCCCGCUCAAGGCCGAGUGGAUUGAGAUGAAAGUCGACUACCAGGAGCGCAAGAAGAACGCCGAAUUGGGCAAUCGCGUCAUGCUCUAUGUUCACGGCGGCGCAUACUACUUUGGCAGCGUCGAUGAGCACCGAUACCAGAUCCAACGCCAUGCGCGGAAGCUCAAGGCGAGGGCGCUGGCACCCAGAUACCGUCUCGCACCUCAGUUUCCGUUUCCCUGCGGCCUCCAGGACUGUUUGGCUACGUACCUCUAUCUCAUUUCACAGCAGAAGCCGAGCACCAUUAUUUUGGCUGGCGAUUCUGCGGGCGCCGGCAUGGUGCUCAGCAUGAUGGUCGUUCUGCGAGACAGAGGCAUUCCCCUGCCCGCAGGUGCUGUGCUCAUCAGUCCCUGGGUUGACCUGACGCACUCAUUCCCAAGUGUUGCUGGGGAUUGCCCGCUAGAUUACAUCCCCCCAUCCGGCUUCCACCACAAGCCGUCGGAAGCAUGGCCACCACCCGACGAGGAGGAACUCGAGGAACUUAAGAAAGCAGCCAUAGCUCAAAAGAAGGAGAUGCAUGAGCGACAUGACAAUCCGGCCGAGCAGAGCGGCAUCCCUACGGUCAAGGACGUCGCAGAGACUACACACCGCUUGACGUUUCUUAUUGACGGCAAGCACGUUGAGGUGAAGGAGCAAAUACAAAUGUACACGACGAACGAGCUCCUGGCUCACCCCUUGGUCAGCCCUGUCAUGCAACCUACGCUAGGUGGUCUGCCUCCCCUACUCAUCAUGGUCGGGGGUGGCGAGUUGUUGCGCGACGAGCAGAUCUAUCUUGCACAUAAAUGCGCCAACCCAGCCGAGUACCUGCCGCCAGAGGCGCUGAUGGACCAGAAGGCGAGGGCUCUAGUCGAUCGCUAUAAGCCGACCGAUGUCCAGCUGCAGGUUUGGGAGGAUCUGUGCCACGUUGCGCCUACCCUGAGUUUUACCAAGCCGGCGAAGUUCAUGUACAGGAGCGUUGCACAGUUCUCGGCAUGGGCACUGGGAAGAGCGCAGAAAGCCGAUGUCGAUAUCCUCAACGACGAUCAAAUAUCGGUCGUUUCUGACUCGUCUUCCUCGGCCUCUCAUUCCUCAAGCGACGACGAAGAAGAAACUCCAACAGACCAGCCACCGAAGCAUCAUCACCACCACGCCUCAGUUGGCAGAGCGGGCGAUCCCCUUCCCCCGUUCGCAAACCACAUGAUCCGCCAGCGCGUGACCCGGCACGGCGCAAUUCACCCACUCCCUCCCGCGCCUUCUCUCACGGGGUGCUGCAUGCCUCGCGACCUCGUCGGCGUCGUCAAGGUCGGUACCGUGCGCAAGUGGCUCGAGCACAAGCGGCGCUGGGACACGCGCUUCAAGCAGACCAAGGCCAGGGUCCACCAAAGGCGCCUGCGUGACGUGGCGGUCGGGUACGAGGUGUUUGGCGAGGGCGAGGUGCCGCCGCCGAGCGCGCUUGCGGGGAGGAGAAAGCUGGGUGUGGGUGAAUCGCAGAAGAAGCAGAAGAAGAAGAAGAAGAAGGCAAAGGGGUUGGGGCUUUCGCUUUGGGCGUUGUGGGGGUCGAAGCAUGAUCAGAUGACGGUUCGGAGGGAGAGAGACGCAGGGAAGGGGGCUGAGGUGGCGGCUGCCGGCCCCGAGCAGGGCCAGGGGGCGAGGAGUUUCGAGGAUUUGGAGACGCAGAGGCGCGAGGGCGGUGUGCCGUCGGCCGUGACGGGAACAAGCAAGAAUAAGGCUUGGAGGUUUAUGGUUGGCGAGACUCAAGCGGAGAGUGGCGACGCUGUUGCUGCUCCGUCUUCUGCGGGUGGGGUUGGAAGCCUUGAUCUCCGACCUGCUGGCCCUCUCUUCAACGGUAGCAAAGGAGAACAUGGAGAAGAUGUAGCUGGGGCGUCGCACAUCAACGCAGGCUUUCUCCCCCCCGACGACAACGAGACGGGCGUGACGGGGAAGCGAGUCUUCAUCGGCGGCCUGGCGACGCCCUUCAGCCUGCGCAAGGAGCACGAGACGGCGAGCAUGAUCACGCUUGCUUCGCCGAUGGACCGCGGCUCGAUCAGGCCGUCGACGGCUGACUCGGGCAGCAUUGUGGCGGCAUCGUCGGUGAAGGAAGUCUCUGCGGAUGCGGGGAGGAUAGGCUCGGAUGAAGUGCAGGGGGACAUGAGUUGUCAUUAUGGCAGCGCUGUGAAUGCAACGUCUGGGCUUGAGACGCCUUUUGUGACACCGUUCUUGGCGCCUGCCUCGCCUACCUCACCGGGUGAGAGGCCUGGUCUGGAGAGGUUUGUGACCGCUGACGAGAGGCUUCUGAACUGACGGCGCUGCUUGAGGAGGCAGUAGGAGGUGGGUUUUGUUGAUACCCUUGUCUCAUGUAUAGAUCGUUGGCGUCGACGCAGUUACAGCUCACACAGGAGCUGUUCUAAUAUCAUGGUUAGCUGUUAGUGAGUUGAACAGAAUCUU
Parathielavia appendiculata is the source of this 3270-nucleotide messenger RNA. Its product is annotated as alpha/beta-hydrolase. The record is from RefSeq and is a predicted model, not a curated record. The transcript has 5 exons. Gene Ontology annotation, molecular function: lipase activity. Bases 457 to 3126 code for a protein of 889 amino acids. NCBI's taxonomy places the organism in Eukaryota, Fungi, Ascomycota, Sordariomycetes, Sordariales, Chaetomiaceae.